UCUGGCUAAUAUCUGAGGCACUAAACUAUAUACUGAUAUUGUGUCAUCUGCUCGUAAUUACAUAGCGCAUAAGGUGAUGUACGCUAGUGAACUUAAGUAAAAGAAGAAACAUUUUCAUUGACAUGUUAUCUGGGAACAGUAAAACAUUUUCAGAACUGUGAGAAAUCGAAUAUAGUGUUUUACUGUGUUAAUUACAGUGACAACUUUAGAAGAUGUCUUCAGCUCUAAAAUAAAGGAGUAUGAAUAGUUUCACUUUGGUAUAAUUUGAGUAAGCAACUAAGCAAACAUACGAAUACCAACCUUACCAUGUAAUAACUUACAGAACAAUACAUUCUGAAAAGAAAUCACUAGUAUCUGCCACAAAUUAAUGAUAACUUUUAUAAAAUUGGAAAAAAAAAAUCCCAGAUCGUCCCCCAAACUCCCCCAAAGCCCACUGAAGUGGUAGUAAUAGUGACAAAAACAGGCGUGAGUGGUAGCAUUGAAUUCAAAACAAUUCAAGAUGGCCAGAGUUUGUUCCGGGUGUGAAUGUAACUAUUUCGAGUUCAUUCAGAAAUUCUACAAAAACAACGAAGCCGCCAUAGCGUAUUUACGAGAUCAUGGAGCGUUGCCUUUGGAGGUCAUCUGCCCUAACUGCAAGAACAUUUGUCGUUACCGAGCAGAGACUCACAGUUGGUACUGCGGUGCCACUAGGAAGAUUCACCACAGGAAGAAGCGGUGUCACUAUAAAGUGAGUGACUAUAAAGGGUCUCUCCUCUCUGGUGUCAAAAUGGAGCCGUACAAGGUCAUUUGUUUCGCUAACCACUGGCUGAGCAAGCAAUGGGAUUAUGAGACCUUGAAGCAGUGCCUUGGCUUGUCGGAGGCCACGGGGUCGGUAUGGCAGAGGUAUUUCGCUGAGGUGACUGAGCACUGGGUGGAUAAUCAGGAGCCGAUUGGUGGGCCAGGCGUUGUGGUGGACAUAGACGAGACCUUGUUUGGGAAGAUGAAGCACGAGGAGGGCAAGUCGCAGAGCCAGAUUUGGGUGUUUGGUGGCAUUGAGCGCGAUAGCAAGAACUACUUCAUUGCCCCUCUUGAAGAACCAUUAACUGAGAAUCUGAUGUCAUUGAUCUUGAAAUAUAUUCUCCCAGGAACUGUCAUUGUAAGUAACAGGUGGAAUGCGUACAGUCCCAUUAGUGACCAUGAUUACGUUCAUCAGGUGAUAAACCACUCAGGGGACGUCACGGACAAGGAAAAUGCUAAAGCCCACACUCAGAGUGUUGAACUAUUGUUUCGUGACGUCCAGGAAUGGACCGUGAAACCUGGCAAUCGGCCACAGUUUUACAAACAGUAUUUGGCUCGGCUCCUAUUUCAGCAGCAGCACACCCACAGUAACAUCAACCACUACUUCUUCCGUGAGGUUGCAAGAAUGUACCCUCCAGACUUUGAAACAGAAGAUGCAGAUGUCAAGGAGGAAUCCAAUGAUCAUGAGAACCAGGAAUCUGAAGUGUCAGAUUAAGAUGGAGGAAAUGCAAGGAACACAGACUGAGGAAAAGGCAACUCAGCAAGACUGUCGAGCAGACUUACGAGAGAGAUUCCUGUGGGCCAUUACUUCCUUGGUAGGGAAGGAAGCAACUAUCAAUAUGCAUGAAAAGACACGUGCAAGUGGGAUAUUCCGUGGUAUCGAUAAGGACAUUCUGAGUAUGCAGAUUCAGGAUUUGAAAACCCCUUGCAUUGUCUACCCGCGGGCAAUGAUACGUGUACCUGACUGCAUGACAUUGCAUUUCAAGUUAUAGCACUUGUUAUUGGCCCUUUACCUGCUAGUUAGAUAUAUAUAUAUAUAUGUAUUUGUUAUAUAUAUUUUUUAUUAAAAGAUGAAGUUUA
Messenger RNA from Penaeus vannamei (Pacific white shrimp), 1857 nucleotides. RefSeq lists its product as uncharacterized. Lineage: Eukaryota; Metazoa; Arthropoda; Malacostraca; Decapoda; Penaeidae. The record is from RefSeq and is a predicted model, not a curated record.